This is a messenger RNA of Staurois parvus, 274 nucleotides long. The record is from the annotation of a GenBank genome assembly. Lineage: Eukaryota; Metazoa; Chordata; Amphibia; Anura; Ranidae.
GCAGGGGCUGACUGACCAUUUGGAAACUCGGGCACUGCCCAAGGGCCUGGGGUCAGUAGGGGGCCCCAUAAGAUGCCCCUGGUACCUUUUUCAUAGGCUUUUUUGAGUUUAGGCAAGGACACAGGGGCCCCAUGAUCCCCUAUUGCCCGGGGGCCCCAUGAGUUGUCAGUCCGCCCCUGGUCAAGGGGUAUCCUUUUCUGAUGCUUUAUUGGAAACCUGGCCUUCAAUAUUACACCGGGUGACAUGUGUUGAAGAUGGGAAAAGAUUGGAAGGG